AUGGCAUUAAACACUUCAUUUGAGUCUGAUACAAACUUUGAUUAUGAAUCGACAGUUCGGCAGGUGAUCUCGGUGUUUUUAAUAAUAAUGUCUGGUAUAGGAAACCCUCUCGUCGUGUGUGCCAUCUACCGAUUUCGUAGUUUGCGAACAAUCUCGAAUUUGAUCAUUCUCAACUUGAGCAUAACGGAUUUGUUGUUUUCUCUCAUCACCGUCCCAGUAACCAUAUUCAUGCCGGCUGAAGACAAGUCAACCAAUUCCAGCGGCCUAUGUGUUUUCGCGGGCAUGACAGCUGGAAUGUUGGCCACCGCUUCAAUUUAUACUCUGGUAUUUAUAAGUUUCGAGAGAUUUCUUGCCACGAACUAUCCCAUGAAACAUAGAUCUAUUUUUAGCAAAAAAGCUGUUAAAAUAGGUCUUUUGGUUAUAUGGAUUUGCGUCACCAUCCAAUGUGGAGUCGUUUUUCUUACAACGCGCUACGUGUACAUAGAAAAGUUUUAUCAUUGUAUUGUUGACGUGGAGAACAGCAAAGAAAUGGCGUUGAUGAUGUUUCAUCUUGGCUAUUUGUUACCUCUACUGAUCCUCAUCUGCUGUAAUGUACUCAUUAUAAAAGCAGUCUUGAAAAGUAGACGGUUUGUGUCCGAACACGCAGCCGGUUCACAGCGCAAUAAUGUUGGAUUUUGUAAAGAACAUCAGGCAUCGCUUCUUACAAUAACUAUCAUCGUCGUGUUUCUUAUUCUGUGGACGCCAUAUUUUAUCGUAGGUUCUUCAUUGGCAUUCGAAAUUUUCAGUCUACCCAAGGAAUUUAUAUCGGCAUCGUUAUUACUGGCAAUUGCUAAUGCAUCUCUUAAUCCGUUGAUUUAUGGUGUGAUGAAUAAAAAUUUUCGCAUUGCUUUCAAAAAAAUCGUUUGCAGAAGUAAUUGA
This is a messenger RNA of Paramuricea clavata, 918 nucleotides long. The record is from the annotation of a GenBank genome assembly. Lineage: Eukaryota; Metazoa; Cnidaria; Anthozoa; Malacalcyonacea; Plexauridae.